AAUUAUUUGUAGACUUCUCUUAGAAACUAGUUUUCUGCACAAUGAAUCCGUAAAUUAUUCAUAACAGGGAUCAGGGGUCAUCCUUUGCUUCUUUGAGUGUGCAUUUUUACAUACAAUUUAUGCGGCGUGCGUUGCUUUUCAGCCACUUUGCAUCUCCUAGUUUUCUGUACUUAGCAUUCAAAGGUGUUUUAUGAAAUCCACAAUUUCAUAGGAUACCAAAAUGAGUUGCCCUAAUCGUGUUCUGUUAAUCAGCGGCAAACGAAAAUCGGGCAAAGAUUAUAUUGCCGAAAAACUAUGCACAUUAUUAGAUGGGAAAUGCUGCAUUUUGAGGAUUUCUGAACCGAUCAAAAGUUACUACGCUACUACCCACAAUCUGAGUUUAGAGGCGCUGAUGAGCGAUGGACCUUUGAAGGAGAAGUACAGGAAGAGUAUGACUGAAUGGAGCGAGGAACAGAGAUUCAAGGAUCCGGGAUGCUUUUGCGAGGCCGCAUGUACGAAAGCUGAAGCAAAGGAACUGUGGAUCGUUAGCGAUGUUCGAAGGAAGACGGACAUGGAAUGGUUUAAGAAAACUUACGGCGAAAAGAUUAGGUCGGUCCGCAUCGAAACGGAUUUGGAAACUAGGAAAGAUAGGGGCUGGAAUUUCGUCGAAGGAAUUGACGAUACAAUAGGGGAAUGUGGUUUGGAUGACUAUGACAGCUGGGAUCUGAUGAUUAACAACAACAGCGAUGAUACUUUGAAGGAGAAUUUGCAAAGUCUAGUAAAAUUGAUCGCUAUUUAAUAAAUACUUAAGAUAUUAUAGUAUAGGGAAAUGCUUUAAAUAUGUUUGUUGACGUAUUAUUAGUUUUGUAAAUGCACCUAUUAACUGAUAAAUAAAUGUGCACAUUAUCAUUGUUGGGCAUCACAGUUU
Molecule: messenger RNA, 907 nt
Organism: Nicrophorus vespilloides
Lineage: Eukaryota; Metazoa; Arthropoda; Insecta; Coleoptera; Silphidae
Product: probable phosphomevalonate kinase
Exons: 4
Coding region: 221-778 (185 amino acids)
Biological process (GO): cholesterol biosynthetic process; isopentenyl diphosphate biosynthetic process, mevalonate pathway
Cellular component (GO): cytoplasm
Molecular function (GO): phosphomevalonate kinase activity
Source: RefSeq, a predicted model, not a curated record